AUGGCAUGGCUUCAUCAGAACUGUCAUACCGUCAAAAUAAUCCAUCUUGACAUUAGCUCAAAAUGCAUAUUACUUGAUCAGAACUUCCAGCCCAAGUUAUCAAAUUUUGGAGAGGCAAUGCUCAUGAGUUCGACCUGCGCUUCCUCCGUAAAUAGUGAGUUUUGGGAGAUGGCAUUUGUGAAGGAAGAUGUGCAUGGAUUUGGAGUUGUGCUUCUUGAGAUGAUUACUGGGGUGGAUCCUAGCAACAUGACUGGUCCCUCAAACAAUGUUCUUAAUGAAUGGAUUGGUCAUCUUUUGAGCAGUUCGGAUUUUCAUGGCGCGAUAGACAAGUCUCUGAUCGGGCAAGGAUUUGACGCUGAGAUCGUUCAGCUGCUUAAAGUUGCAUGUACCUGUGUUGAUCCCAUUCCAGAUCGAAGACCGAUAAUGCUUCAAGUGUACGAAGACAUAAAAGCAAUAAGGGAGAGAUGUGACCUAGUAGAUGAUUCAUCGAUGCUAAUGCAACCUGAGAUUUGCCCUGCUAGCUACUUCAGAAAAAUCUGUGGAGAUUGA
Molecule: messenger RNA, 549 nt
Organism: Populus nigra (black poplar)
Lineage: Eukaryota; Viridiplantae; Streptophyta; Magnoliopsida; Malpighiales; Salicaceae
Product: probably inactive leucine-rich repeat receptor-like protein kinase At5g48380
Exons: 1
Coding region: 1-549 (182 amino acids)
Biological process (GO): protein phosphorylation
Molecular function (GO): protein kinase activity; ATP binding
Source: RefSeq, a predicted model, not a curated record